ACGCCGGAACUUAACUGAACUUAUCCAUCUGGUUUGGUUGGAAAGAACAGAGGAUUGAUCAGUCAUAACUCAUAACUCAUAACUCAUAACUCAUAACAUUAGAUGGCGGCCGAACCAAAGAAGAUCAUAAUUGAUACUGAUCCUGGCAUCGAUGAUGCUAUGGCAAUAUUUCUUGCCCUACGAUCACCGGAGGUGCAAGUAAUUGGACUUACAACCAUUUAUGGAAACGUUUACACCACCCUGGCAACCAGAAACGCCUUGCAUCUGUUGGAGGUUGCAGGGAGAACUGAUAUACCGGUUGCUGAAGGAUCUCAUGUCACAUUAACUAAAGGAACAAAACUUCGCGUUGCAGAUUUUGUCCACGGUGCUGAUGGACUUGGCAACCAAAAUUUUCCUCCGCCAGAAGGGAAGCCCAUCGAAGAUUCAGCUGCUGCUUUUUUGGUUCAACAAGCAAAACUUGACCCUGGCGAAGUCACUGUGGUGGCCCUGGGCCCACUUACUAACAUUGCUUUGGCCAUACAGCUUGAUCCAGAUUUUGCCAAGAACAUUGGGCAGAUUGUUAUACUCGGUGGUGCUUUUGCAGUAAAUGGCAAUGUGAAUCCAGCCGCGGAAGCCAAUAUAUUUGGUGAUCCAGAUGCUGCAGAUGUUGUGUUCACAAGUGGAGCGGAUAUACUAACAGUGGGGAUAAAUGUUACCCACCAAGUUGUAUUGACUGGUUCUGAUCGAGAAAAGUUGGCAAGUUCAAAUGGAAAAUUCGCUCAGUACUUGACCAAAAUCCUCGAUCUGUAUUUCUCGUAUCAUCAUGAGGCCUACAACACCGACGGGGUUUACCUUCAUGACCCCACAGCAUUUCUUGCAGCUGUUGAUCCUACUCUUGUAACCUGCAUGGAGGGUAGUGUUAGAGUUCAAACCAGUGGCAUUACACGGGGUCUUACAAUACUGUACAACAAACAGAAAAGGUUUGGUGAAAUCACUGAAUGGUCCAAUAAGCCCACAGUAAAGGUAGCUGUGACUGUUGAUGCUCCUAGAGUUGUAAAAAUGAUCAUGGAUCGUCUUGUGGAGUCUUGAAGAAAACCUUUCACAUAAAACUAUAUAUUUAUUUCUAUCUAUUUGGAGGAGGAUACAAUAAGCUUAAAGCAAAAUAUGUCUAUGCUGCUUCAUUUAAUCCUCAAGUUAUAUUUUGUGCUUUUAGGUGCUGGGCACCACUAUGUUAAUCUCAAAUUCAGGAUGAUACUCGAGAGGAAGUAGCUCUAUUGAGUUGUUCAUUCUUGCUCUCCAAGCAAUGCAGCAUCUUACUCACUUUUUGUA
Molecule: messenger RNA, 1308 nt
Organism: Arachis duranensis
Lineage: Eukaryota; Viridiplantae; Streptophyta; Magnoliopsida; Fabales; Fabaceae
Product: probable uridine nucleosidase 2
Exons: 9
Coding region: 103-1068 (321 amino acids)
Biological process (GO): purine nucleoside catabolic process
Cellular component (GO): cytosol
Molecular function (GO): purine nucleosidase activity
Source: RefSeq, a predicted model, not a curated record